AUGUCGACCUUUGCUUCGAGCUCGCGAAGGGCGCGUGCCUCAAUCGCAGCUCCCACCUUCGCGUCCACAUCCGCCGCAUCUUCCUCUCGCAUCAACGAUCGUGAUGGACUGAGGCGGCAAUCGACCGCAACUCUCUCGCGACCACGCUCUGACCUGCUACAGACCGACUUAUCCGACAUCGACUCUCGAGACUCAACCAACACGCGUAGUUCCUCCCGGCUACAACGCCCGCUUGACGAAGAGUUCGACGAUGUCGUCAGCGAGGAAGAUGUCGAUCAAGAAGCUCUUGAUGAGCUGCUCGUCCUCGAGCAAGUCACACCUCGUCCGAACCGUCGCAUCCGUAUCGAAUCCGUCGACAUCGAUACUACGCAGACCGCGCUUGAUCGCUUCCGUCUGCGGGAGCAACGAGGCGACAAAAUGGCCAGAGCAUCCUUCGCAGGACCUUCUGAAAGGACAGCACGACAAGGCACUACAACCCGCUCGCUAGCAUCGACGCGAUCUAGACAAAGUGCUCCUUUGGCCCGCACUUCUGACCUGCAGCCAUCGGGCUCACGAAGCAUGCAUACAGCGCGCAGCGAGAUCUCUGUCGCACCUACCACGUCGCGUCGCAGUCUGCGCUCCAAAGUCAGCGCGGUCGGCUUUGUUGAAGCGUCGGAGGACGAAUCUAGGGCCAACACGACCAUGACACGACCAGGACAGCGGCUACGUCCGUCCCUUGCGCAUCCCGACGGACGACUCGACGUGCCUACUAUCGAAGAGCGAUGCGCUGCCCUUGUUAUCAACGCAAAGGGCGUCCUCCACUUCUACUUGAAUCUCUAUGACGAUGGCUGGAAGGCCGGCUCGUUUGACGAUAUGCUUCGCAACUGGACGCCGUUCGAAUCGUACAAAACCAAUCAGCUGCUCGCUGAAGCUCAGUAUAUGCAUCACUUCGUCGAUAUCGAGGAAGUCACGCGCUCAUUGCGCGCCUCGGGUCAGCCUCGUCCCGAUGGCUUCGAAGAGGCCAUGAAGAUGGCCAAUUGCGCCACUUUCGUCCACUAUAUCCAUCAGCUUCCCACCGAUCCUGCACAGUAUGGGCGACGCAAUGGUCACUCGAUCACCGGCGCAGAUGUGGUCCGCGCGCCGUUGAGGAACAUCAGCGAACUUAGCGAUGCACGUCGCAUCUUUCUGCGAUGGAUUCUGCCCUUCGACUGGAACCUCAGUGACGAGGUGCUCAACAUGCUUCUCGACAUGAGCAUCCAGAUCUUCAUCCAUCGCCUUGAACGCAUCGUCGAGGCGGUCCGUGCCGGCGAGAUGGCCGAAGACGUCGCGCGUGCCGCCGUCUCAGAUCACCUCAUUGAUCUAACGAGCGGCGACGUGGUCCGUCAUUCGCUGCAACGCGUCAAGAAGCAGCGUGGAAUGUCUCGAGCCGAGAUCGAGCGCAUGGUGCAACGCUACGAGACGUUCGCCAAUGUCCGGCAGAUCGAUCUUCAGUCUAUGUUGUUCGACUACGAGGCCAUGCGUGAGGAGUUCUCGUUCCACAGCAUGUCGGCCGAUCUAACUGGCUAUGUGCGCGAUGUGGUCCGAGAGGUCGAUGCCGGCAUGCAUUCGACUACGUUGCCGCUCAUCAUGGAUCGGCUUGCGCGCGAAUCGAGCGUGUUUAGCGCGUCCGAUGUUCCUGAUGUCAAAACUGGUUCGAGCUCGGUCAUUGGCGGCAGGAACGACGAUUCGUCCAGCGUGAUUGCGCCGCCGAGUCAAUCGACUCCGAAAGCGGCAGUGCAGGGCACGCAUCCGUCGCAACCAUUCGCCUCUCAAUACGCUGGUUGGUUGGAAGAAAUGCUCGAUGAAGACGAAGCGCAGGGUGAUUCGCAGCAAACAAGACUCGCCAGAACGUCCCGGGGUCAGAUCCCUGAUGUUGGCCUCACAGAGUCGCAAAGACUUCGCGAACUCAACGCCAUGAUGGAGGAGUCUGCCACUGAUCCAAGUAUCGAUCUCAAUGUCGCCUCCAGUCCUCCACGCGCAAACAGGCUCGGUGCACGUCUCUCGGCGGCGCUGAACAGCUCCGGGCGCACCUCGACACGCAAUCAACGCCAACCGUCCGAACAGGGGGUGCCCUCUGAAAGCAGCGAUGCCACUGGGGCUGUAAGACCGCGUCGAAAUCGCGAUGGACCCUUUGACUCGCCCGCCAAGGAGAAGGCAAGCAGGCUAGGCUUCGACAGCCAGAAUCGUCUGGUGCGACGCACUUCCGAGGGCACCCGGAAGAACCAGCGGCUAUUGGAUGGGUCAGCUGCAGCAGUGCGGGAAUCUCGUUUCGAUUCGCAAGGGGAGGAGGAAGAAGACGUGUUCCUUGACAAUGCUGUUCAGGGCGGCGGAAAGCGUGGGAGGAGAAAGGGAAAAGGCAAGACAAAAGCAACAGCUCCACCAGCUGACGUCGAAAUAGCAGCACAAACAACACCGAGACCUAGACGGAACCUGCGAUCGAAUGCCGCACAACGACGUCAGAGCCCGACAGAAGAACCAGCUGCGGACAGCGAUGCGGUCGAAAGUGACCUGGAAGCACGCCCGACCGCUAGGAGGACGGGUUCUCGCAGUGCGUCUAGACGGUUGCAGCUCAAGCAAGAGUCUCUCAGUCCUGCCAAACGUCAAGCACAACAAGUUGCGGGACAGGCAGCGACAACAGCAGAGCGGACCAGAGUCACUCCUUCGCAACUUGCGAAGAAUGCCAAUGUCGCGGGUGGCGCUACUGGUCUUGGACGAGGUUUGCCCGAAGGCGAAGAUGCGCGGUCGCAAGCCCGCAUCCUGUCCACCGCUUCCGGUCGGCUGCAUGAAGAUCGAGAAAGCAGCGACGACGAUGCGGGUGAAGCAGGCGACCCGAUUGCUGUGAACCGGGUUGAAGGGAUCCAGGCAGAGCUGGGUGCGACACGAGCCACGCCGGACGAAGCUUUUAUCGGCGACGAUGACCAAGCCGUGCUCGACCAUCGAGCGGCCUUGGAUGCUGCCAUUGCUGCAAAGAAGCCUCGGCCAGGGACGUUGCAUUUCUACCGUCCUGAAGCAGACGACGACGCCGUGCCGCUUGGUGGGUUGCAAGAUGGACCGCCUGAAGAAGGCGUGGAUGUAGAUGCGAUCGCUAUGCGCAAUGGCGAUGCUGUGGCAGACAUACUUCGCUCAAGCAACGCUGUCCCUUCGCGGCGCAUUGGACCGUAUCGUCCAGAGAAUGGACGCGGGCGUCCACUGCGAGAAGAACCCGCUCCCGCAGUGGAUCGUUACUCAGAAGAAGAAGUGGACGAACUUGAAGACGAUGCCGCUGCCGACGACCCUGGCAGCACCCGCCAUCGUCGCCGCCGUAACAACACGCACGUCGAGCCGGAGGGUCAAGCGGUGCGUGUGGAACCGUACAAGCGUUCGAACCUCUACAUCACCGGCCACAACAUGACGGGACGUUCACGAUGGACGCAACCCGAGGUAGAUUGCCUGCUCGACUCGCUGCACGAGCUCGCGCGUUACAAGAAAGUGGCGCCCAAAUUCAAAGUCUACACGGAGGUUCUCAUGCGACACGGAGUCAACGGCACACGAUCGCGCAUGUUGGCACGGUGGAACAAUGUGCAGUUGAAGGACAAGUCGCGAAACGAGCUCAUCAGGAUGAAAAGAGAGGGGCAGAGGAUCCCGUACUGGAAGCGAUUGCUGCAUCCGAACAUCUGGAAACCUCCACCGGUGGUGACGGCGAGUGGGAGGAGGCGGGACGAGACUGAAGACGUUCCGGAUCUGGGGUCGGAUGUGGAAGUGCCUCAGGAGGAAGGGGGUGAGGACGCGGAGGAUCCGAUUCUCGAGGUGGACGAGGAGGCUCGAGAGGUCGAGGGUGGCGCGGAGGCGGGCGAGGAAGCGCCUGCGGACGGCGUCCAGGUUGUCAUUGGAGAUGACGAGGAGGUUGAGGAGGAUUAG
Messenger RNA from Sporisorium graminicola, 3915 nucleotides. RefSeq lists its product as uncharacterized. The transcript has a single exon. The record is from RefSeq and is a predicted model, not a curated record. Lineage: Eukaryota; Fungi; Basidiomycota; Ustilaginomycetes; Ustilaginales; Ustilaginaceae. Bases 1 to 3915 code for a protein of 1304 amino acids.